ACAGAAGUAGCUGCUGAAACUACCAAACCCAGAAAACAGAAGUUUUUAGCAUUCUUUGGCAUUUUAAUUUUCCCUCCUUGGAGAUCCAAGUUAGCUGACAUGCCUAUGAGAAAUGUAGACUUGCAUCUGCAAACCAGAAUAACCAGCUUUCAACCAACACACACACCUUGAGGAAAACUAAAGACGGACGGCAGUGAAGCUGCAUUGCCUGAUCAUGCUGGAGAAGAGCAUGGAGGAUCAGGAUAGGAGCGGUAACAUUAUCGAGAUUCAUAGCAAUGAAUUCUAUACUGCAAUUAUGGAUGAAGAUGUGGGACGUAUACAAGACAUCUCCAAAAAGUAUGGCUGCAACUUUUUCAUCAGGAGACAAGCUGGUUCGCGCGGAGAAGUUUUCUGGAAGGGUCUUGCUAUCCUUCCCCUUCAUCUGGCUGCCUCUUACAGAAGAGUAAAGAGUAUGCAGAGCUUGCUGUCAGCAGGGGCAGACCCUGAAAUUAGGGACCGGCUCGGUCGAACCACUCUGCACUUGUUGAUAACCAGUUGGCCGAGCAUCUUGACCUGGCCUAAACCGGAUUCCAAGGUCCAGACUGCGGUGACCAAAGUUCGCACACCGGCAGAGGCCUGUUUACAGCUCCUCUGUGAGCAUGGUGUUAACGUCAAUGCAGUGGUGGAGGGGGAUUGUCAACAAUCAGCUCUCCACCUGUCGGUUCGCUUCAUGGCUCUGUCUGCUAUUCAUAUUCUGGCCAGCUAUGGUGCUGAUGUGAACGCUGUGGACAGCUGUGGGAUGACGCCCCUACACAUGGCCGUAGGGAUCCUCCAUAAAGACAUUAUGGCCAGCUUGAUCAAAGAGGGAGCAGAUGUUAACAUGGAGGUGAAGCACUCUGGAAACACUCCUCUACACCUAGCUGUUGUGGCAAUGGCUGUGAAGACCAAAACCCUAGAGGAUGACAAUAGCUGUGUGUCUGGGCUGCUCAAGCAAGGGGCUGAGGCCAACGCUACAAACAAAAUUGGGAUGACACCUUUACAGGAUGCGUGCAGCAUGGGUAACGAGGAGCUGGUGGACCUGCUGCUCAGGCAUGGAGCCAACAUCAAUAAGCUGAGCAAAGCAGGGGAGAACUGUCUGUUCCUAUUCCUGAACCACAGGCCUAAUGUAAAGAACAACUCUCUGCUGGUGAAAAUCUUCAGUCUGACUUCCCCGCUUACAUUAUACAACCAGAAGGGCCAGCUGCCCUUAACCUUGACGCUACCAUGUUUCUUCAAACAGAGAGACCAGCUACUAACACUCAUUCAGCAGCCAAGGAGGCUUCAGGAUAUUUGCAAGAUUGUCAUUUAUCUAAAACAUGUCCAAGACAAGAGAAAAGAGUUGAGAAAAAUCCUUCCUGGGAGUCUAUAUGACUUUGUAUUUAACUACUGGGAGAAUUUACACAUUUCCUUUGUGACAGACGGUGAACAGAACUCAUUUAAUAACUUAUUUGAUACUGCCCCUAUUUAACAGUUGUGCUAGUCCUAGUCAUGCAGUGGGCCUUUGCAUAAGACCAGCAUCUGAUGAAACAAAAUUUACUGAAGCGGCUUACCUUCAAGUCUCUGUGCAUGAUUCCCCUGGAGUGAAUGUACUCCACUCCUUCAAGUAUCCUUCUAAGCAGGCUGAGUGUGUGCUCAUCAUCAACGCAUCCAUACGGACCUUCAGAUAAAAACAACAACAACAACAACAACAACUUAAUAAAUGUAUUUUAUACGUCAGAACAGAUGUGGAAUGUAUCAUCAGCAUAAACUAAUUCUGUUUCUCUCAUCUGUUAUAAUGUAAAGUAAUGCAUACCGUAAUUUCCGGACUAUAAGCCGCGACUUUUGUCACAAGCUUUCAACCCUGCGGCUUAUGCAAUGAUGCGGCUAAUUUAUGCAUUUUUUCUAACGGCCGCCAGGGGCGCCCGAGCAGUAAAGGUAAGAGUGAGACAGGUGGAAUAUAUGUGUCGAGGAAGACGCAAGUUUAAUGUAACUUCGCGCUUUGUGCAUGAAUAAAAUUAGCAUGAACAGACCCUUAUCAUGGAAAAUGCAAGAAGAAAUGCAUAUGAGGCAGCUUUCAAGUUAAAAGCAAUCGAGCUGGCCAAUAAUGAAGGAAACAGCUGCUGCACGUAAACUUGGCAUAAAUGAAUCGAUGGUGAGACGCUGGAAACGGCAGCGGGGAUGUUUUUGUAACCAGCCCUGUUAGUGAGUGCUAACGUGUUGCUGCUGUGUUACUGCCGUGUCUCAGUGAUUUUAACCGGUAUGUUUUUUUAAACCGGCCCUGUUAGUGCUGUGCUACCAUGUUGCUGUUGUGUUAUUG
This is a messenger RNA of Chelmon rostratus (copperband butterflyfish), 2314 nucleotides long. Its product is annotated as ankyrin repeat domain-containing protein 61-like. Lineage: Eukaryota; Metazoa; Chordata; Actinopteri; Chaetodontiformes; Chaetodontidae. Gene Ontology annotation, cellular component: nucleus. The record is from RefSeq and is a predicted model, not a curated record. The coding region runs from base 215 to 1486 and encodes 423 amino acids. Gene Ontology annotation, molecular function: transcription cis-regulatory region binding; protein binding. Gene Ontology annotation, biological process: positive regulation of transcription by RNA polymerase II. The transcript has 5 exons.